This is a messenger RNA of Panicum hallii, 1433 nucleotides long. RefSeq lists its product as uncharacterized. The record is from RefSeq and is a predicted model, not a curated record. The transcript has 2 exons. The coding region runs from base 15 to 1235 and encodes 406 amino acids. NCBI's taxonomy places the organism in Eukaryota, Viridiplantae, Streptophyta, Magnoliopsida, Poales, Poaceae. Gene Ontology annotation, molecular function: DNA binding.
AAAUCUUUUGCAUCAUGAUCUGCACAAGAGUUAAACAUCUCGGACUCAGAUCCACCUCGGGUCGGCAUCCUCCCCACUUCACACCUCAGAACGCACUGUUCGGCAGGCUCGCUCGAGCUCGGCUCAUUGACAGCCCUCCCGCUCAGGGCCUCAGGUUCUUCUCCUCCCUCUGUUUCUUAAUCCUUUCUCUUCUCUCGUACUCUCUCCUCCCUUGCUCUUCCUUCCCUGGCGGCGACGACUGGGCGAGCGGCGGCGCCAUUUGUCCUGUCUUCGCCCAGCCCUUUGCCGGCGACAAGCGCAUCCUCCAGAAGACCAUGGAAGGGCCUGAUUUCAAAGAGUCACAAGCUGAAUCUGUCAUCAAAGUUGCUAGAGAGCCUGCUAUCAUUAUCAAUGGUGUUCCAGACUUGCCCCCUGAUCACACUGCUGGUUCUCAACCUGAGGUAAAAAAUGAUACAAAAUCUCAAGUUGAUCCUCGUUUUGGUGAAUGGCUAGAAGGGAGGAAAGUGAGGAAGCUUUUCGGAGACACAUAUUAUGUCGGGAAAGUAGUCAAGUAUGACAGCGAAAGUAACUGGUACAAUAUCAUCUACGAUGAUGGAGACCAGGAAGAUCUUGAGUGGUGUGAACUUGAGGAGGUCCUGCUGCCGUUGGACAUAACUGUUCCACUCAAAACACUUGUUAUUGACAAAUGCAAACUUCAGGGAUCAAUUCCUGACUACAGCAGACCUAAGGUGGGUAGACCAAAGAAAGUUUAUGCUACAAUGGAUGGUAAUACGAAGAAAACGUCAAGUAUGAUUACAGUAUCCCAUGGAAAUGAUGUUAUGAACAAUCAGAUGGUUAUAGAUGGAGUAGAAGGCCAAGGCCAGCAAUCAAGUAAUGAUGCAAAGAGUGGUCAGUUAGUGACUGUUACAGCAGGAGGAAAUGCUCAAGCAUGCUUGCAGGCUAGUAAUCAAUCUAGAAAGAGGGGUAGGCCUCGAAAAGAUGGAUCUUUAUCUGCUAAUAGUCAACCUAAAAAAAGAGGCAGGCCUCCGAAAAACAGGAAUGCUUCUGGAAAUUCUCAGAGCGCAGAAAAUACUCCGGAUUCUCUGGCUCUUGUGCCAGUGCAAGACAAUGCGCAUGAAUCUUCCAGGAGACAGAACAGCGCCCUUCAGCGCAAUACAAUGACAGUUCGGGCGGAAAAACUUAAAAGAGAAAAUUUGCGUUUUCAAGGCACACCAUCAGGAACCCAGAAAUUCUAGGAAACAAGUAGUUUCGCUUCUCGAAUAUAGAAAUCUGUGAGCAUUUCAGAAUCUAUAUAUGAUGCUUACAUCUAGCUUUCAACCCAUAUUUUGUACAACCCGGCGUACAACAAAACUUGUAAAGCUAAAUCUGCUAUACCAAUGCUAUUGUAAUCUUUCCUAUACAAUGUUUGCAAUCUGUUUGAAAUUCUUCUGGUA